GCGGACUGGCGACCUUUCCACGCUUUUAUGGAGGAAAAAAAAAAGAAUAUUUCUUAAUAUAUCAAUUUAAGCCUGGUCGCUAACUUCUAGUGCUUUGUUUAGUUUGUCUUUUGAAAAAGUGUCCCCCUGUCAGGACGCGACAGCCCAUUUCCGUUUCCGCCUUCGUGUCCGUGGCGGAGCGCGGCUGCGGCGGGAGGCACCGGACAACGCCGGGAGGGAGCAGCGGGGCCGCGGCCGCCCCGGGACCGCAGCGCGGCCAUGGAGACGCUGUACCGCCUGCCCUUCGCCGUGCUCGAGUGCCCCAACAUCAAGCUGAAGCGGCCGAGCUGGGUACACAUGCCCUCGGCCAUGACCGUGUACGCGCUGGUGGUCGUGUCCUACUUCCUCAUCACCGGAGGAAUUAUCUAUGACGUGAUCGUGGAACCUCCGAGCGUGGGGUCGAUGACAGACGAGCACGGACAUCAGAGGCCGGUGGCUUUCUUGGCAUACAGAGUAAAUGGACAGUAUAUUAUGGAAGGCCUUGCAUCCAGCUUCCUCUUCACAAUGGGUGGCCUAGGAUUCAUAAUUCUGGAUCGAUCCAAUGCACCAAAUAUCCCCAAGUUGAAUAGGUUUCUUUUGCUCUUUAUUGGAUUUGUUAGUGUGCUUUUGAGCUUCUUCAUGGCCAGAGUUUUCAUGAGGAUGAAAUUACCGGGCUACUUGAUGGGUUAGUACCUCUUGUGCUGUGUGAAAGUUCGAGUGGAAUUUACUCCUCUUACAAAGUGUUUUAAGAAGAAACAGCAAGAAACAAGUUCCAUAGCCACCAUCAACAGCAAAGAGACCUGGCCAUGAGAAACAACUCAGGAAAGAGUGCUUUCUCUGCAAACUCUCACUACCAGUGGCUGAUCUGUAGUUAUUCAAGCAAUGUUUUAUCAUUUCUGAUGUAGAGCUUUUGAAAAAGAAAAAGUUAUAUUGUGGAGUAUUUCUUUAAUAUUCCAUUUCAGGAUGAAGUAGAGAACCUACUUUUAGCUCUACCUGAAAUGAGUAUUCGCUAUUGACGGUUCUUUGUUGCAGGUCUGUCUCCUCUUCCCUCUUUUGUGUGGGACAAUUAUGUAUGUGAAUCAGAGAAGAAACACUCAAAACAUUAAUUUCCAAGUUGUAAUCAGAUAAUUAGUAACUUUGGAUGCUUUACAGCCAAAAUACAAUGUGUCUGAAAUUAUUGUGAAGGCAUCUUUGGCCUUGGUAUUAAUGAUAUUAAUGCUCUAUGUGAGCAAAUCCAGACAUGCACUGGGAAGGGCGAAUUGUAUGAAUGUGCAUUUUUUUUAAGAAAAAGUGUACAAAAGGAACCAAAUAAAACUUAUUUUCUAAAAAAUUA
Molecule: messenger RNA, 1351 nt
Organism: Catharus ustulatus (Swainson's thrush)
Lineage: Eukaryota; Metazoa; Chordata; Aves; Passeriformes; Turdidae
Gene: OSTC
Product: oligosaccharyltransferase complex non-catalytic subunit
Exons: 4
Coding region: 259-708 (149 amino acids)
Cellular component (GO): oligosaccharyltransferase complex
Source: RefSeq, a predicted model, not a curated record